CAUGCGCAGUGUGUCUCUCUAUUUAUGUGCGCGUGGAGCAUGUUUACGUGAUGCUGUUAGCUAAACACUUCAGUGAGAAAAACAGAAAGCAGACGUAGUUGCGGGUAGUUUUGUUUUGUUUAAUUUACAGGUAGGAAUUUUUUAACAAGAACACGACAAAAUGCCAAACGACGGCUCAACGAAACUGUCGAAAAACCUUUUGCGGAUGAAGUUUAUGCAAAGAGGCCUUGAUGCAGAGGCAAAAAAACAACUUGAGGAAGAAGAGAAGAGGAUUAUAAGUGAUGAGCACUGGUAUCUGGACCUGCCUGAACUUAAAGCAAAAGAAAGCUUCAUUGUUGAAGAAAGAAGUUAUGUCCCAUGUGAAGACUUGGUUUAUGGAAGAAUGUCAUUUAAGGGAUUCAAUUCUGAGGUUGAGAAGCUGAUGGUUUUAAUGAAUGCUCCCAGAGAAGAGGAGGAUGAAGAGGAGGAGAAGGAUAUGACUCGAAUGGACACAGAUAUUACAGAUGAGGAGAUGGCCAUGAGAUAUGGAAGCUUGGUUGAAAGCAUGAAAAGAAGAUUUGCCAAAAAAAGGGAACGCACAUCUCUGAAGAAUGAAGAGGAAGAUGUCAACCAGAAUAUUGUAGAGACACAACCCAAGAAAGUGUUCUUGAAGCCCCAGGAUUGAGGCAUUUUAUAGGCUUUAUAAAGUGUGUGUGGGGUUUUUUUUUUUUUUUUUAAAAGAUACAUGCAAACACUUUGGACUCUUUAAUGUUUUAAUGCUUUACAAUCAUUCAGUGAAAAAAGGGUGCUGUAAAAUGGAUGUUGUACAUCCUUAUUUUUUUAAUGGGCUAAGUUUAUGAUCAUUGUAAUGUGUGUUGGGUUUUUAUUUAUUUUAUUACAUUUUUGGCCACCCAUGAAAAAGUAUCAUUUAAGGUUCUUGUGCUGAAGAGCUGGAAUGCCUGUGGAAUUUAAAGGCCUGGUAUUUCCAGACCUGAGAAAAGUAAAGUAAUUCCAAAAAAUG
This is a messenger RNA of Pangasianodon hypophthalmus (striped catfish), 1000 nucleotides long. It is a transcript of the gene mphosph6, whose product is annotated as M-phase phosphoprotein 6. NCBI's taxonomy places the organism in Eukaryota, Metazoa, Chordata, Actinopteri, Siluriformes, Pangasiidae. Bases 161 to 664 code for a protein of 167 amino acids. The record is from RefSeq and is a predicted model, not a curated record. Gene Ontology annotation, biological process: maturation of 5.8S rRNA. The transcript has 5 exons.